CAAAACGACUUAAUUAAUUGUCAGGAUAUAAAACUGAAGAUAUAUAAGCCGAUAUUUUUUCGCCCCAUCAUGGAAUACGUAAAAUUCAUGAUUUUGCUGCUUCUGAUUGUGGUGUGUGACAGUAGUUGCCCAUCUACCUGGUACACUAUUCCUGGAAACCGAUGCAUCAAGGUAAACAAAUACGAGGUGGAUUUACCAGAAAUUGAAGACAGUACGAUGUGCGAGAAGUACACUAUUGGCACAAAGGUUGCAUCAUAUUUCUCCGUAACAUCUCCGAAAGACUUGGCCAUACUAGAUAAAUUUAAUUCUUGGAUAACUAAUAUCCACUUGGAUUGGAACUAUGUCGGAUCGACCUACUAUUACAACAAUGGAAGUAUGGUCGAUAUUCAUGAAUAUUCUUUAGAGGAUAUUACUGACAAUGGAGGAGGCGGUUGUGUUGUUGUGGACCUGGAAGAUAAAGAAUUUGACGCAAGCUGCCUUCGAAUGGAAGCUGGAUACGUUUGUGAAAUAAAACUUUGAAAUGUUUAAAAGUAGAAUUUAUUCUAUAAAUGAAAUAAAUUUGUUGAACACGUUUGGUGGAGAAAAAAAGAGGCGAGGGGUACAAGGCGUACCAAUGCUCACCUCAAUUCAAACA
Anneissia japonica is the source of this 634-nucleotide messenger RNA. RefSeq lists its product as uncharacterized. The record is from RefSeq and is a predicted model, not a curated record. The coding region runs from base 70 to 519 and encodes 149 amino acids. The transcript has 2 exons. Lineage: Eukaryota; Metazoa; Echinodermata; Crinoidea; Comatulida; Comatulidae.